UUUACUUUGGGUGCAUUCUUGGCAGUCCAGAUGUUGAAAACACCUCAGAGUGAAGAACAUAUGGGUGUUCAUUGCAAUCCUAGGAAUGCAGAGAUUUGGUGAUGAAGUCUCUACACACACUCCUGUGGCUAGUUCUCUUGUUUGUUAUAACCUUUACGUUGAUAUUACCUCCACUGUGUAUAAGACUGCCUUUUUCAAAAUUCUACUACCUUUAUAGCAAUAAGGAUGACAUUUCCAAGAAAGCGGAACUUCUCAAUGCAGAGCGAUACAAGAAAUCCCUUGCCUAUUUUUCCUCACUGCAUUCCAAGUCAUCAAAACAAUUCUAUCUCGACAUGAAAAAGUCAGGUCACCUUGACCUAGUUGUGGCUAUUAUUACUGUCAAGAGAAAGGAUGGAACUCUUGGGUACCUCACCCAGUCAGUCGCAAAAAUGGAUAGAUUACUAAAGGAAGAUAGGAAUUUUGAAAGAAAAUUCAUGUUCAUUUGCAAUGUUGAUCAGAAUCUGUAUGGACAUGAGGAAGCAAGGAAGCUAGAGAAAUUCAUACCUGUCCAAUAUCGCUUUAAAAAUUCUACAGGAGUACAUCACAACAGUCCUCACAAGGUGCUAUAUCAUCUUCAGAAAAAUUUUGAUACUUACCAAAAAGAAACCAUAGACUACAUGUUUUGCUUAGAAAUGGCACAUUCUAUGAAUCCUGAUUAUGUGUUACUAAUGGAAGAUGACACACUUCCUCUUCCAAUGGCUCUGGAUGUAGUGAACACAAAGUUAAGAUGGUUAACCUUAUUCAAAAGUGAACCUAUGAAAAACUUUGCUUUUAUUAAGUUAUACUAUCCUCCUAAAUGGCAAGGUUUUGCAAAUGAAAUGAGAAGAAUUCUAGAAGUGAUAGCUAUUGGAAUGGUAGGGGGAGGGUGCUUUUUGAUUUUUGCUAUUAGGAAAAAGAUACUUACGCAGUAUUUAUACUUUGUAUUUGGUGCUAUAUAUUUUAUAAUUUUUGCACUGUUGUUAGAUCGACAAAAUGUUCUUGAGCUACGCAGGAUAGCAUCUCAGUUGUAUUCACUAAACAUAUCUCCUGGUUGCUGCACACCAGCCAUGUUUUAUCCAAAAUGGGUCAUUCCGAAUUUGCUCAAUUAUUUAGCUGAUGAUAACAACAAACAUCAUACAGACAUUGCAAUUUAUAAUUUCUUAACAAACAAAAAUCUCACGGCUUAUCAAAUAGAACCUAAUUUGUUUGCUCACAUAGGAAUGUAUACUUCUAUUCAUCAAAAUUCUCGCAAAGAUCCACAAGAGUUCAUAUUCAGUAUGUACUGAAAUUAAUAUUGCAUGCAGGUGUAAAUUUUUUCCAUGGAAAAGGAUACAUAUGGGCAGGGAUCGACAUUAACAGUUUCC
This is a messenger RNA of Saccostrea echinata, 1382 nucleotides long. RefSeq names its product post-GPI attachment to proteins factor 4-like. The record is from RefSeq and is a predicted model, not a curated record. Gene Ontology annotation, cellular component: Golgi membrane. Gene Ontology annotation, biological process: GPI anchor biosynthetic process. NCBI's taxonomy places the organism in Eukaryota, Metazoa, Mollusca, Bivalvia, Ostreida, Ostreidae. The transcript has 2 exons. Bases 102 to 1304 code for a protein of 400 amino acids. Gene Ontology annotation, molecular function: glycosyltransferase activity.